AUGUCUUUCCCAUACAAACACGUACUCCUUGUCGGUGCGACCAGUGGCAUCGGCCGAGCUAUGGCAGACCACUUCAUCGCGAACGGCGUCAAGGUCACCGCUGUCGGCAGAAGACAAGAGCGUCUCGAAGACUUUGUCGCGAACGUCUUCCUCAACGCUGGAACACAGACCGGCGCCAACUUCACCCGUCCCGACACUGUCAACCUCUCCGUCUUCCAGCGCGAGAUGACCAUCAACUUCACUUCUUUCGUGUCCAUUGUCCACGCCGCCCUUCCCCACCUUCUUUCUCGAUCCACACCAAGCUCGUUCAUAUUUACUGGCACACCAGUCAGCCUAAUUCCUGUCUUUGCUCUGCCGGCUUACUCGGCGUCCAAAGCCGCCUUGGACGCGUUCAUCAUGUGUCUGCGUGAACAGCUUCGCGACACCAACAUUCAUGUUCAGCACGUCAGUCCAGGACCUGUACAGUCGGAGCUGCAUGACGUGGGGAUGGGAAAGUCAGCGGGCCGAUCUUUCGGGAUGUCCCUAGAUGAGUUCGUGGAGGAGACAUGGGCUGGUCUGGAGGCUAACGAGAACGAUAUCUUUCCUGGAACAGUUGGAGGAUCAACAAAGGAGCAGUUCUUGGAGAUUGUUAGACUGAGAGGGGAAGCGUUUGAUCGGAUCUCAGGAUUGGUCAGGAAGAGGAUGGGUUAA
Messenger RNA from Parastagonospora nodorum SN15, 690 nucleotides. RefSeq lists its product as hypothetical. The transcript is spliced from 2 exons. The record is from RefSeq and is a predicted model, not a curated record. The coding region runs from base 1 to 690 and encodes 229 amino acids. NCBI's taxonomy places the organism in Eukaryota, Fungi, Ascomycota, Dothideomycetes, Pleosporales, Phaeosphaeriaceae.